AAAAAAUACAACUGUGACGAGUUUGGGAAAGAUUUUACUGUGAAAGCUUCCCUAAAAAUGCAUCAGGUCAUCCACACCGGAGAGAGACCGUUCAGCUGUGAUGAGUGUGGGAAGUCUUUUACCCACUCUGGAAACUUAAAAACACACAAACUCAUCCACACUGGAGAGAGACCGUUCAGCUGUGGAGACUGUGGAAAGUCUUUUACCAAGUCUGUAAGCUUAAAAAGACACCAACUCAUCCACACUGGAGAGAGACCAUUCAGCUGUGACGAGUGUGGAAAGUCUUUCACGCAGUCUGGACACUUAAAAACACACCAACUCAUCCACACUGGAGAGAGACCGUUCAGCUGUGGAGACUGUGGAAAGUCUUUUACCGAGUCUGGAAGCUUAAAAAAACACCAACUCAUCCACACUGGAAAGAGACCAUUCAGCUGUGACGAGUGUGGAAAGUCUUUUACUGAGUCUCGAAGCUUAAAAACACACCAACUCAUCCACACUGGAGAGAGACCAUUCAGCUGUGACGAGUGUGGAAAGUCUUUUACCACGUCUGGAAACUUAAAAAAACACCAACUCAUCCACAGUGGAGAGAGACCAUUCAGCUGUGACGAGUGUGGAAAGUCUUUUACCGAGUCUGGACACUUAAAAACACACCAACUCAUCCACAGUGGAGAGAGACCAUUCAGCUGUGACGAGUGUGGAAAGUCUUUUACGCACAUUUCAAACUUAAAAUCACAUCAACUCAUCCACACUGGAGUUAAAGCGUACACCUGUGAUCAGUGUGGCAGAGCUUUUACUCACAGUAACAGCUUACAGAGUCACCUACGCAUUCACACUGGACAUGAUGUGUACUGCUGUGAUCAGUGUGGCAAACAGUUUGCUACAAACACAGAGUUACAACGUCACAUGUUUACCCACACUGAGGAACGACCUUAUAAAUGUGACCUGUGUGAGAAGACUUUUAAAUCUCCAUAUUACCUGAAAGCCCACCAACAGAUCCACACCAGAAAGACUCUACAAGUGCAGUUACUGUGA
This is a messenger RNA of Pelmatolapia mariae (spotted tilapia), 1032 nucleotides long. Its product is annotated as gastrula zinc finger protein XlCGF7.1-like. Bases 58 to 1032 code for a protein of 324 amino acids. Lineage: Eukaryota; Metazoa; Chordata; Actinopteri; Cichliformes; Cichlidae. Gene Ontology annotation, biological process: regulation of transcription by RNA polymerase II. The transcript has 2 exons. The record is from RefSeq and is a predicted model, not a curated record. Gene Ontology annotation, molecular function: RNA polymerase II cis-regulatory region sequence-specific DNA binding; DNA-binding transcription factor activity.